Molecule: messenger RNA, 2652 nt
Organism: Neoarthrinium moseri
Lineage: Eukaryota; Fungi; Ascomycota; Sordariomycetes; Amphisphaeriales; Apiosporaceae
Exons: 1
Coding region: 1-2652 (883 amino acids)
Source: RefSeq, a predicted model, not a curated record
AUGGGAGCGGAGAGUAGCGGCGAGAUUAAGCCCUCUGCGGCCGACCAUCAAGCUUCCGAUGACUCAGAUGCAGAUCUCAAGCCGCUGCUUGACGAUAUCAAGAGUGUCGACGCGGAAAGUGAUCAAAUUAUCGCAUCAUUUGAUCGCUUCCCACAGCUUUCGGACCCUUUCAAACGUUACUCAUUCAUUGAGUGUAGCUGUCCGCGAUGCGAAGAUGCGUUAAUAACCCCUCCCGAUAUUCGGGAGUUCACACUGCCAUAUGCUCACAAUGUUCUCGAAAAGUACGAGACACUGAGAAAAUGGGUCGAGUCAUACGAGACGGUGAUUCAGAAUCGAUGGGCCAAAAAAGGGUCCAAGAAACGUCGAGCACUUCUGAUUCGCGUUUGGCCACAUAUGGCCACAGUCCAUCGAUCUGACUACGCUAUCACCUCACAUAGGCCUGCAGAGAAGUUGGAAGGGUACCUAUGGCCACAUAUCAACCUCGAGGAUUUGUCAACUGAGCCAGGCGCCUUUCUACUGUUUCUCAAAUCCCGCGGACGCAAUCACCCUAGUGAGUUCGUGGAAUUUGACACGGACUCAUCUCGAAUGGGACAAUGUUCGUGCGGUGUUCUCUCCAACCCUCAGAUCAGAAACUACUAUGAAGAUGGCUUCGGUGGUCAGUUUCGCAUUAUCUACCGUGGUGCGAUGGACCCCUUAGCAUACGGACGCAUCGAGUACAAAGGGCUUGAACAAGAAUGCCACGAAGGAAAACACAGCUUCGUUUGCCGCAAUGGCAUGCCCAUGGAAAAGGGUAUAUUGGCUCUCGAGACCCAGCAGCGCAUAUAUGAUUUUCUCGUCACGAUGUGUGAAGCUAUCAUGCACGAUAUCUCCCCCUCAGCACUUGCCGCCGCCCGUCCGGCAACAGAGCCUUCGGCAUACUCUUGCAGCGCGAAGCAGAUGACAUCGCUGGAGGCUGCAGCCUUCGAAGCUCCCUAUCGUGUUCCGACUUCCAUGGACAUCCCACGUAUGACAGACAUGCUCGAAGCACGCCUCCAAGCAGCUGAAGAUCAUCUGCAUAGCUUACAUGAAGACCCUCGAUAUUUCGAAUAUACGAUAUUAGAGUGGAAGGAGCACUCGAGGCGGAUGGUCCAUUCGCGGGAUCCUACCCAUGAGCUCCGUGAUCCGACAACAGAGCGAGGCUUUGAAGCAUGGAGAGAGGUGGUUUCGCAAGUCCUGGGUCAUGCCUUCAGGUCUGUCGAUGUAUGGGAUACCAUUCUUACCAAGACAAGGAAUCUGGAGAAGCUCGGGAACCGAUGGUCAUCAAAACUCUGUAAGACUUCUGACCUCCCCGAAGAAUAUGCUCAGGGGUUCCAUACUCUUUUGCAAUACCUUCGAGACUCCAUGCUUUGCUCCGCACGUCAACUCCGCAACGGCUUUGACGCUUCAGGCCCUGUCAGGGCCUAUCUCUUGCAUAAAACCAUCUGUCGCUACAACUCAAGCAAUGAGAAAGAGUUCGCCAAGUCUUUGAAGCGCAUGGACGCCAGUCACAAGGACCACAAGGACUUGGAAGACAAGAUAGCACAAAUUUCAGGCUGGAAACCUUUCAAUUGCCUGACCAUGGACGUUAUCCUGGAUGCCUUGGAGAGGCUGAAAAAGGAACGACCGGGCGUCAGGGAUCUCAUGACAUCCUGGGUGUGCGACGUGAUAGCGGACAUCUCUGUAAUGGCUGAAUGUUGGCGCCAAAUUAUGCUGUUCCAGCCGUGGGCCCCGAGAUUACUCAAGAAAAUCCCAGCUAUUGAGGAGGAUGCAGCAAAUCAACCGGACACGAAAGAAGACAACUCGAAGGGUGCUCGCAUGUCUGCCAAGCCCAAGCCACCACCUUUGCCGGAGCUUUCGUACGAGGUAGUUCUCAAGGCCGUUCCCAUCGGCAACAAAUUCUACUACCCCAGCGACAAAAAACCGAGUAAAAGCAAUAUAGACGCGAUGAGACAAGCCGAAGCUAAUCUGGAUGAGCUCUGGAGAGUUCUGAUCCCUCCGCUGGCGGAACAAAGCUGGUUUCAAAUUUGCCAUCUUCAGGUACUCUUCCGGGAGUUGGCGAGGACACCCGUAUGGGUAGAACCCGAGCCCGCUUCACAGAUUGGGUCUACUACCGAAGAGGAUUUGGUAGUCUGCUUUGGAAUGUCUUCUAUUAGACAUGAAGUAGAUCAACCUAGGCGCUUUGUCCCACAACCAGAGAAAUUCAAGGCCAAGACCCGGUGUUCCACGACCGAUCAUGAGGCUCUCUCCGGACGUGAAGACAUCAGUUCACAUAAGACUCAGCAGGCUACGGAGUUCUCACAUGCUACAGUUCGCGUCGAUAACCGUGCAGCAAGAGUUUUCCAGCUCUUGUUCCAUGUCACCGGCUCAAAUGACCGACCUGGAGAGCUAUCAUGGACAGAGUUCCUAUAUGCCAUGACAAACGCCGGAUUCACAGCAGAGAAGUUGUACGGCUCAGUGUGGCAAUUCACUCACACUGACGUUACUACUUCGCUAGCCAGAUCAAUUCAGUUCCAUGAGCCUCACCCGAAGAAAAGCCUCCCAUACUGGAAGGCACGACGUCUUGGCCGCCGGAUGACGCGCCGUUACGGAUGGUCAUGGAGCACUUUCAUCACUGACGGCGAGUUGUCUCUAUGA